Messenger RNA from Amborella trichopoda, 2327 nucleotides. The record is from RefSeq and is a predicted model, not a curated record. Lineage: Eukaryota; Viridiplantae; Streptophyta; Magnoliopsida; Amborellales; Amborellaceae.
AAAUGACAAGUUCUCGUUUUGCUCAUUUCUAAGUUUCAGCUUGAAAUGGUGUUUAUAGCUGACUACUGAAAAGAUUAGUCACUUCAUAUAUCCAAUCUUCCGCUAUGGUUAGGUUUGCUGAUUCUACAAGUGUCCAGCAAUGGCUACUCUGACUGCAGCGCACAUCAACUCUGGAGUGACCUGCAACUCUGAUUCAUUCCCAUACCCCAAGAUUGGAACCAACAAGAGCUUACUUUCAAGUAAACAACAGUCCUCAUAUUUUGGGUUGAGAUCUGUGAAUAGAAUUGAUCUGCUAUACUUAAGAACCCAUUCAAAAGCGACAUGCAAGCAAGUGAGGAGGGUGUCUAAACAAGAGUAUGGAAGAAGAAAGGGGGUCAUCAUAUGUGGACAAGGAAUGAAUGUGGUCAUUAUUGCUGCAGAGAUGGGUCCAUGGAGCAAAACAGGAGGGCUUGGGGAUGUUACUGGAGGAUUGGCCCCUGCCUUAGCAGCAAAUGGUCACCGUGUUAUGGCAAUUGCUCCACGCUAUGAUCAGUACAAAGAUUCUUGGGAUACAAAUGUCUCGGUCACGCUUAAAAUUGGGGACCAAACGUUCACAAUUCGUUACUUCCACUGCUAUAAGCGAGGUGUAGAUCGCGUGUUUGUUGAUCACCCCAUUUUUCUUGAGAAGGUGUGGGGAAAAACUGGGGGGAAGUUGUAUGGUCCCCAAGCUGGAACAGAUUAUCAAAACAACCAACUACGAUUCAGCUUACUAUGCCUGGCUGCUCUGGAAGCCCCAAGGGUUCUGAACCUCAACAACAGUAAAUACUUCUCUGGGCCUUAUGGGGAAGAUCUUGUGUUUGUCGCUAAUGAUUGGCACACUGCACUAGUUCCGUGCUACUUGAAAGCGAAUUACCAAUCGAAAGGAAUAUACAAAAAUGCGAGAGUCGUAUUCUGCAUACACAACAUAGCUUACCAAGGCAGAUUCGCUUUUUCAGAUUUCUCACUCCUUGGCCUACCAGAUCAAUUCAAGAGCUCUUUUGAUUUCAUGGAUGGGUAUGAUAAGCCCUUGAAAGGAAGGAAGAUAAAUUGGAUGAAAGCAGGCAUUCUAGAAGCCGAUAGGGUCGUGACUGUCAGCCCAAACUAUGCAGCUGAGGUGGUCUCCGGCAAAGCCAAAGGAGUAGAGCUUGAUCCCAUUCUUCGAAAGACUGGCAUUACUGGAAUUGUUAAUGGAAUGGAUGUCCAAGAGUGGAAUCCUGCGACUGACAAAUACAUUGAUGUCAAAUAUACCAUAGAAACAGUCUUGGAAGCUAAGGCUUUCCUAAAGGAAGCAUUGCAAGCUGAAGUGGGAUUGCCUGUGGAUCGUACUGUGCCACUUAUAGGAUUCAUUGGGCGUCUGGAAGAGCAGAAAGGUUCUGAUAUUCUUGCAGCUGCUGUUCCUGGAUUUAUUGAAGAGAACGUUCAACUUGUUGUUCUGGGCACAGGCAAGAAAGCUAUGGAACAACAGCUUGGUGAAUUGGAGGUUAAGUAUCCAGACAAGGCCAGAGGAGUGGCUAAGUUCAAUGUUCCACUUGCCCAUAUGAUAACAGCUGGAGCUGAUUUCAUGUUGGUUCCUAGUAGAUUUGAGCCUUGUGGUCUUAUUCAGCUCCAUGCCAUGCGAUAUGGAACGGUUUCUAUCGUGGCCUCAACUGGAGGGUUGGUGGACACUGUAAAGGAAGGUUACACAGGAUUUCAGAUGGGAACCUUCAGCAUUGAUUGCGAUGAGGUAGAUCCUGCAGACGUGACUGCAGUUAUCACAACAGUGAAGAGGGCUCUAAAGGUGUAUGGUACAGCUGCUUUCUCAGAAAUGAUAAGGAAUUGUAUGGCCCAAGAUCUCUCCUGGAAGGAACCUGCAAAGAAGUGGGAGGGAGUUUUGCUGAGCCUAGAAGUUGCAGGGAGCGAACCCGGCAUUGAUGGGGAAGAGAUAUCUCCUUCAGCAAAGGAGAACGUUGCCACUCCUUAAAUUCUACUCUCUCCUUCCUAUUUUCCCUAUCUUCAUUUCUAACAUGCUUAACAACUGACGUCCUCUUCGGCUCCGUGUAUUCCUGAUGCGUUUCUAACCCAUGUUUCCCCAAGUCGUUGCCUUCUGGUUAAGUUAUGAUGAUAGUAAGAAAGGCUUGCCUUGGAUCAUCUUCCAUGGCAUCAUGCAUGUACUUAUACAUGGGAGGCUGCACGUUAUAGGAUAUGUACAAUAAAUAAAUGGCAGCAGUUUAACCUUUCUUCUGAAUGGAAGCAAGCAAAUGUUCUGUAACCAGGCAUGGAAUGCUUGGAAAUGUGUACGUUCAAUGACUUCCCUCAUAUUUGUUUUCCCA